AUGUACUCCGCCGUUGCACCACCACCUCCACCGCUUUCUCCCGUCGACACCCUUCACCAAACCACCACCCUCCUCUCCACAAUACUCCAGGCGUCGUCCUCCGUCAACUCCUUCACCGCCCGUUGGCAAGUUAUCCGUUCAAAGCUUGUCGUUCUCAGCUCUUCAUUAUCAAGCAUUUCCGAUUCGACUCACUGGUCGGAAAAUCAUAUCCUCCAGACGUUACUCCCGGACCUCUUAUCCACCCUCCGCCGUAUCCAAACCCUAUGCGACCAAUGCACCGAUUUCAGUUACAAAGCUGGGAAGCUCCUUAUGCAGAGUGACCUCGACAUGGCAACCGGUUGGCUAUCUAAGCAGCUUCAAGACCUUGAUUUGCUCAUCCGCUCCGGCGUCCUCUGUCAUUCAACUGCGAUUGUCCUCUCGCAACCCGCACCUGGAUCUUCUUCAGAAGAUUUAGGUUUUUUCGUUAGAGACGUUUUCACUAGAUUGCAGAUUGGGGGAGUGGAGUUUAAGAGAAAGGCAAUGGAAUGUCUUGUGCAAUUACUUAUCGAAGAUGAAAAGGCUGUUAAAGUGGUUGCGAAUGAAGGUAAUAUAAGGUAUUUGAUUCAGCUUCUUGAUGUUAACGAUCUUAGUGAACAAGCGGUGUCUGCCGUAUCGAUUCUCGCCUGCGCAAGCGAAGAAUCUAGAAAAACGGUUUUCGAGGAAGGUGGAUUAGGGCCGUUGUUGAGGAUUCUGGAAUUUGGUUCUGUUCAAUUGAAAGAAAAGGCGUCCAUUGCCGUUGAAGCAAUCACCGGCGAUGUUGAUAAUGCGUGGGCUAUUACGGCGUACGGCGGUGUUCCGAUACUACUUGAUGUCUGUAGAUCUGGAUCGUUAACUGCGCAAUCACACGCAAUCGGCGCUAUUAUGAACGUAGCGUCAGUUGAAGACGUUCGUGUUUAUUUAUGCGAAGAAUCUGCGGUUGCGGUGAUGGUUCAGCUACUUGUUUCCGGCUCCGCCGCUUCACAAGAAAAAUCGGCUAACUGUAUUGCGAUUGUCGCUUCAUCGAGCAAGUAUUUCAGGAGCUUGUUGAUACAAGAGAAAGGAUUGGAAAGCCUUUUACAUUUGCUUCACAGAUCAUCAAAUCCAGAUACAUUAGAGUACGUAUUACGUUCAAUUCACUCACUCUCCACUUCCGAUUCUGUUUCCCGGUUAUUAUCCUCAUCAUCGUUGUUCAUAACACAAAUCGCCGAAUUCAUCGAGCAAGGAAAUCCAACUCUACAACAAAUAUCAACUUCAAUAUUAGCUAAUUUGUGUAUUACCGAUUCUAACAAGCGUGGAAUCGCCGGAUGCAUGGGACCUCUAGUGAAGCUUAUGGAAUCGGCUAAACCGGUAGGGUUACAAGAGGCAGCAAUGCAAGCAUUAACUUCUCUGUUGUCGGUGAAACAAAAUCGAAGCUUUUUUGCGAGAGAUGAGAAGAGCAUGAUGAGGCUAGUUCAUAUGUUGGAUCCGUUGACUGAAUCGGUUCCGAAAAAGUUUCCGGUGGCGGUUGUUUAUACAUUGAUGACCGACGGAAGCAACACCUGCCGGCGGAAGCUAAUGGAAGCCGAAGUUGGAAGGAGUAGAAACCUAAAUCGAACUUCCUCCCAAGGGGCUUGUUUGGACUCAUCUAGCUCUUGCGGAAGUUCACACGGUAACAAAUCACAGUUAACUAGUUAUACACAUGGGUGAAUAUCUACCAUAAAUAUACAUUAUAGUAUUAUACUACUACAUGUAUUUUAAUAGAAUAAAAAAUAUAUAAAAUGUAAAUUUUGGUCACGAGUUUUAGAUAGGAUAUUCAUUUUUCAUUUUUUUUUUGGAAGAGGGUUGUUACUUCUUUUUUACUUUAAUAAUGAUUAACUUGUUCUAGAUGACA
Messenger RNA from Lactuca virosa, 1888 nucleotides. The record is from the annotation of a GenBank genome assembly. Lineage: Eukaryota; Viridiplantae; Streptophyta; Magnoliopsida; Asterales; Asteraceae.